CAAAGUAUGCAUAUAUCAGUUUGAGUUGGUUUUGAAUGGGAGUAAUGUUUGUUAAUCAUAACAUUAAAAAACAAAUUUCUUUGGUUUAGGUAUAUUCAUUUGGUAAUCGAAGAUAAAAAAAAUAAAUUAUUGAAAAUUGAAUAUAACAUUUCUAUUACAAAAACAAACUGAACCACAAGUUAAUUUUUGAUCAAUAAUUUAUUCCACAGUGCAUAAAUGAAUAAAAUAUUCUUCUCCAAUCGUCAACUAGAUGAUUUUAUUCAUAGUUAAAACAAAAAACCUGCUAAAAAACGAAACAGGAAGUAUAUUUUUAUUUUUAUGUAUUUACCAACCAUUCAUUCUUAAGCUGUGUACCUGCGAUAACUAACCACCAAAGUCGUACAUAUUUUCAUUGCAAUAUCGCAACACUAAGUGCGAUAAUGAAAUAGUGAUACAAAUCGACAUGAUCUAAGCAGUUGUAAAAAUGUAAGCGAUAAUUCGUUUUAUUCGAAAACGCAGAAAAACAAGAUGCAAUUGUUAAUCUAUUAACUGUUCAAGAUGUGUUUUUUAUAUUUUCUGAAAUAUUUACAGAAUGUUCAGAGAUGUUAGUAGUUAGCAGCACUCAAGACAACUUGCCGCCCACGUCUAUACCCUAGUCCUGUCCUAAAUAUUGUUACAAGGAAAUAUAUACAAAUUUCAACACAAAAAUUAUUUUUUUCAAAAAGUUUAUUAGAAAAUAAAAUGUAUAUCUAUAGAGAGUAAAUCAUAAAAAGAAAUUAAUCAAAAUGUCCUCCUUUUUGUAUUCACACAGGCAUUUAAUCUCUGUGGCCAGUCAUCAAUAGCAGCACGCAGUACUUCUUGAGGAAGCGCUCAACUGCUCAGACCAGAGAUUGUUUGAGGCUUUCCAAGUUAGGGUGUGCUCUGUGGCAUGCCAUCCUCUCCAGUUCGGACCAAAGCCAGACAAUCUAGUGGGUUGAGAUCAGGGCUUCCUGAGGGCCAAUCCGAGGCAUAGGUGAACUCUGGAAUGUUCUUUUGCAGCCACUAUUGAAAUGACCUAUCCUUGUGAGCUGGAACGGAAUCCUGCUGGAAAACCCAAUGGCUUCCAGCAAACAGAGUAUCAUUUAGAGGCUUGACAACAGGUUCCAAAAUAUCGUCCUGAUAGUUUAUAGCAGCUGUUUCAACAAACUCCCCACCAAACCAUCACUGAGGAAGGGUGAUGACCUCUUUCCAUUUUUCCAAUGACUUCCUGGGCUUCUUUAAAGCUGUGUGCGUACACAUGAUAAUUUUGGCGAUUAAAUUUCUCUUCAAUUGUAAAAGUGUUCUCAUCACUAAACAAAAUAUUUCGAUGAAGAACGUUGGUGUAACGGCCAAGCAGCACUUUGCAUAUAUCCACUCUAAUUUUUUUAAGGAUAUGGUUAGCCUCCUGUCAUUAUUCGAUAUGCAUCCAUCCUAAGGUCACUUUUUAUCAUGCGGGACAUUGGUCUGACAGAGAUUCCCAUUUCCCGAGACAUGAUUUAUUUUCGAAUGUUAUUUCUUCUGGUUCGGGCAACCAUUGCUCUCACUGCAUUUGCCGUUCUCAAGACGGCCUAGUCGAGGUCUGUCACAUACAGAUAGGGUCUCAUUAUAUCUAUUUAUAGUGCGGAACACGAACAUACAGCUGAUUUUCAGUGUUGAAAAUCUCUGAUCUAUAUUUUCCAACUUUGUGUAAGGCGAUCACAGCUAUUCCGUUUUCUUUAUCACCCCACUCCAUGUUAACUGAGUGAAAGAAAAAUACAAACUAAUUGUGAUUAUUAUCCUGACAUGUAAUGAAAAUAACCCAAUAUAGGGGAAGAUUAUCUAAAUAAUACUCAAAGAUCUAAACAAAGUUCAACUUUUGUAACAGUAUUUAUUGCAGAACUAGGUAUAGAAAGAAAAAUCCUAAGUUCAUAAUCAGCUAAACCUUACCGCACGACAACCAUCAAAAUAUUAUUUUCUAUUGAGUAGCCUCAUUACAUUAUUUAUUUCAAAUCAUAUAUAUUUUUAAAAAUUAAAAUAAGAUAAUUAUCUCAAAUUUAGAUCUAGUUCUCUUUUUUUAAAUUUAAUGACGUCCUUAUGCAGUGCUGGCGCCCCCGGCCGAUGACGUCAUCUCCCCUCCCAUGAAAAUAUUAAAUUAAUUUUUUAAGCUACUUUAUAUGAUGUAAUAUUUGAAUUUUAUUUCAUUCAAUGUUUCUCUAAUACAGUUGCUAUAUUAACAGGCUACAUUUGAGUAUUUUUUUUUUUUAAUUUCUGAUUAGUGGCUAAGGCAGGCACUGCCCUUAUGUAUUCAAAUAGCAACAAGGGUGAAUUGUACAUAUUCACUUUAGUACACGGAAAAAUUUUUUACCUGUGGUUGCCUUACGAAUUUAUACCUGAAUCUAAAUUUCAUGUUAAAGAUUACGUGGGAUCUGAUGAAACACUAAUUGUUCCAAGAAAAAAAAAAAAAAAAAAAUUACUGCCAUUGGUGACCAAAGAGGUUUUACGCUAGUAAACAAAGAAGAAAUCCAUAAGUAACAAGGUUAUUCGGAAUCUUAAUAAAUGUUCGAAUAAAUGCAACUAAUUAGGUAACAUGAAUUAUUUAUUCUUAAAACAAUGUUCUUAUACCUUAAUGAAAUAAUUAUUUUGAUUUUACAGAGGCCAUGCAUGAUGCCUUCUACUUGCUUGGAAAUUUAACUAACUGAAAUAUCACCAUUGUGCUGUUUUUCUUAACGUAUUAUUUUUGUUAAUUGUAAAUAAAAAUAUAAGCUUUUAAAAAUAACGUUUUUAGUUGAUUAAUAUUUAAUUUUAAAACAAAUCUAUGUAGUAAAUAUCUGUUCAAUACAGCAGGUAGCUUAUAUCGAUACUUUUUUUUUUGAGAUACAGAUAGCUGUGCCUAGAGGAAUAUUAAUUAUUGUUUUUUGUAACUUUGUUUGCCUUAAUAAAAUAUAAGCUAUUUUUACGCCCCGAAAAAUGUCUAAACGUCGGAUUGAGUAUAUUGAUCCUUAUGUAACAAAACAGAGCAGGAUGGCAGCUGUUCCUUCUACUAGUGUUACAUCGACAACAAAUGUUGCUCCUCCAGCAGCCAAUACAUUAAAGAAUAGUACAUCAAAAAAUCCAUUUACUGGUCUUCCUUAUACCAGGAGAUACUAUGAGUUUUAUAGAAAGAGAAUUCAGCUUCCAGUCUUUGAAUACCGUGAUGAAUUCAUGGAUCUUUUGCACAAACAUCAGUGUAUUGUUCUUGUUGGCGAAACUGGAUCCGGGAAAACUACCCAAAUCCCUCAAUGGUGUGUGGAAUAUUCGCUGAGCGUUGGAUCAAAAGGUGUAGCUUGUACUCAGCCGAGGAGGGUCGCAGCUAUGUCUGUUGCGCAAAGAGUUUCCGAAGAGAUGGAUGUAUCUUUGGGUCAAGAAGUUGGUUACAGUAUAAGAUUUGAAGACUGUUCAUCAGCUAAAACAGUAUUAAAAUAUAUGACUGACGGUAUGCUUCUUCGUGAAGGCAUGUCCGAUCCCAUGCUUGAAAAUUACCAAGUGAUAUUAUUGGAUGAAGCUCAUGAAAGAACGUUAGCUACAGAUAUUCUUAUGGGUGUUCUUAAAGAAAUUAUUAAACAGAGGUCUGAUCUCAAGCUGGUUAUUAUGUCUGCCACCCUUGAUGCUGGCAAAUUUCAGCAAUACUUUGACAAUGCUCCUUUGAUGAAUGUACCUGGAAGAACUCACCCUGUUGAAAUAUUUUACACUCCUGAACCGGAAAGAGAUUAUCUGGAAGCAGCUAUAAGGACUGUCAUACAAAUUCAUAUGUGUGAGGAAAUUGCUGGUGAUGUACUUCUCUUUCUGACUGGACAAGAAGAAAUUGAAGAGGCUUGUAAAAGAAUUAAAAGAGAAAUCGACAAUCUGGGCCCUGAAGUCGGAGAACUAAAGUGUAUUCCACUUUAUUCGACCUUGCCGCCUAACCUUCAACAGCGCAUUUUCGAACCCGCUCCACCUAAUAAACCCAACGGUGCUAUAGGAAGGAAAGUUGUAGUGUCGACGAACAUUGCUGAAACUUCACUUACGAUAGAUGGAGUUGUUUUUGUGAUUGACCCAGGAUUCGCAAAGCAAAAAGUAUACAAUCCUCGUAUCAGAGUAGAAUCUCUUCUAGUUUCGCCCAUAAGUAAAGCAUCAGCACAACAAAGGGCUGGUAGAGCCGGAAGAACACGACCUGGAAAAUGUUUUAGGCUGUACACAGAAAAGGCUUACAAAAAUGAAAUGCAAGACAACACGUAUCCAGAAAUUCUCAGGUCAAAUUUAGGAUCUGUGGUUCUUCAAUUAAAAAAGCUUGGAAUUGACGAUCUUGUCCAUUUUGAUUUCAUGGAUCCUCCUGCCCCGGAAACUCUGAUGAGAGCUUUAGAACUUCUGAAUUACCUGGCAGCGUUGGAUGACGACGGCAACUUGACCGAUCUCGGAGCAGUCAUGGCAGAAUUUCCUCUAGAUCCACAGUUGGCUAAGCUUCUCAUCACGUCGUGUGCGCUCAACUGUUCCAAUGAAAUCCUCUCUAUCACUGCCAUGCUAUCAGUUCCGCAGUGUUUCGUUCGGCCGAACGAGGCAAAGAAGGCUGCCGAUGAUGCGAAGAUGCGCUUUGCGCACAUCGAUGGGGAUCACUUGACUCUUCUCAAUGUUUAUCACGCCUUUAAACAAAACUCAGAAGACCCACAGUGGUGCUAUGACAAUUUCGUCAACUAUAGAUCUCUCAAAUCCGGCGAUAACGUGAGGCAGCAGCUAUCGAGGAUAAUGGAUCGUUUUAAUUUGAAGAGGACCUCGACGGAGUUUACAUCCAAAGACUAUUACAUCAACAUCAGGAAAUCACUUGUUACUGGUUUCUUUAUGCAGGUCGCUCAUCUAGAGAAGACGGGUCAUUAUUUAACGAUCAAGGACAACCAGGUCGUACAGUUACAUCCUUCGACAUGUUUAGAUCAUAAACCUGAAUGGGUCGUCUAUAAUGAAUUUGUACUUACGACGAAGAAUUAUAUAAGGACGGUGACAGAUGUUAAACCUGAAUGGCUUUUAAAGUUAGCGCCUCAAUAUUAUGAUCUCCAGAACUUCCCUCAGUGCGAAGCGAAGCGUCAGUUGGAAAUACUUCAAGAAAGGCUCGAUUCCAGACAGUAUCAAGAAGGCUUCUAAGGAGGCAGUGUUAAAUAUGUAUUAUAUACAAUUAUAUAUAUAUAUAUUCUUAUAUAUAUAUAUUUAGUAAAUAAUAUAUACAUAAGGAUAUAUAUAUAUAUGUUAGGACUCUCCCUCACUUACUCAUGCACUCCUCACUCUCCUAUUUUCUUUAGAAAUUCUCAUUUCUAUAUUUAAAGACCUGUUUAAAUAUAUAUAUAUGUAUUCCUUGAAGAAUUUCAGCAAAUUGUUAUAGUGACAGCUACAAUAUUAAUAAAUUAAAAAUCUUAUAAACAUUUUCGAAAUGUUGCUUGUUUGUGACUUUUAGCUGUAUUUUAAACAGUAGGUAAUGAAAUUGUGAUGUAUGCUGUGUUAAAUAUGUUACAAACAGUAUUUUAUCUAUUAAAUUCUCAACAUCAAUUUAAUCAUGUCGAAUUACCUUUCUGUUUUUAUUAUUUUUUUUUUUUUAUAUAUAUCAAAUAUGAAACUAACUUACUCUCUAUCUACUAAGAUCAUUCCAUAAAAUAUCAUUUCUUUUUUUUACUUAUCUGUUAUUUGUAAUGGUAUUUAAUGUACAGUGGAUGGGUAAGUUAAUUUUAUCCCACUGUAAUGUUUGUUUGGUAAAAAAAAAAAAAAAAAAAAAUUGAAUUCAAAUUAAGAAGGGUUGUCUACUUAUAUAAGCUUUUGUUAUUAAUUGCCUAAUAUUUAAUUCACAAAUAAAAAUAUAUGAAUAGAUUUUAUGAGCCCAUUCAUAUUUCGAUAUGAAUGGCUAGUUAGCCCAUUCAUAUUUUUCGAUAUGAAUGGCUAGUAGUAUUACACUACAUCUUUGUAUCUAUUAAUUUUUAUUGUUUACCUUUGGAGUUAGUUAAUUUUUCCCUGAUUAGUUUUUAAGAAUAGUACUUUUUUUGUAUUAAAAAAUAAAUUUUACUGUAAAUAACUUUUUUUUCUCAAUGGCUUAAAAAAAAAUCAGUUAAUAUCUAGUUGCAUAUUUGGACUAUUAGAAUAUUGAUUACUAGUUUUCUUUUUAGAUUUACCAAUUGUGAAAAAAAUAGUUCCCAAUGUACAGACAUAUAUUUUAAUACAUAAGUGUUAAGCCUAUAUUUGAGUUUUUAAUUAUCCUUUUUUUUUACUCCCAAUUUGUAUAUCACA
Molecule: messenger RNA, 6252 nt
Organism: Nezara viridula (southern green stink bug)
Lineage: Eukaryota; Metazoa; Arthropoda; Insecta; Hemiptera; Pentatomidae
Source: the annotation of a GenBank genome assembly